ACAGUGUUAACAGUGUUUGUGUGCAUACCUAGUGAAGUGAAAAAAUUAAAGUGAAAAAUGGCUCGUACUAAGCAAACUGCCCGUAAAUCGACUGGUGGCAAGGCUCCUCGUAAGCAAUUGGCCACUAAAGCCGCUCGUAAGAGCGCACCAGCCACCGGCGGUGUUAAGAAGCCUCAUCGUUUCCGUCCCGGUACAGUCGCUUUGCGUGAAAUCCGUCGUUACCAGAAGAGUACUGAAUUGUUGAUCCGCAAAUUGCCCUUCCAGCGUUUGGUUCGUGAAAUUGCUCAAGAUUUCAAAACUGAUUUGCGUUUCCAGAGCUCUGCUGUUUUUAAUUCUGGUUAA
Molecule: messenger RNA, 342 nt
Organism: Musca vetustissima
Lineage: Eukaryota; Metazoa; Arthropoda; Insecta; Diptera; Muscidae
Exons: 1
Coding region: 58-342 (94 amino acids)
Cellular component (GO): nucleosome
Molecular function (GO): DNA binding; protein heterodimerization activity; structural constituent of chromatin
Source: RefSeq, a predicted model, not a curated record